GCAAAUCACUCAUCAAGCAUUUUCGGACGUCUUCGUAAAAAUCGAAGUGCCCCUCAGCGAGCGCGUGGCCCACUGACGAAAAUAGGUGAUAGUCACAAGGUGCCAGAUCUAUUAGGUAUGUUUUUAAUACCGAUAUGCAGUUUACCAUUAUUGCUGUUCUCUGGAUUUUUCUUGAAAUUAAAUGAAAUGCCGACAUAUCUGCAGCCAAUAAGCUUUUUAAGUUUUUUCAGAUUUGCUUAUGAAGGAAUAAUGCAGGCGAUCUAUCUUGACCGACCAAAAUUGCCAUGUUCUGAAGCCUAUUGUCACUUGCGUUCUUCAAACAAGAUUCUUUCAUUAAUGGGUAUGCCAACAAUGCCAUUUUACUUAACUCUAAUAAUACUUGGUUCUUGGAUACUGUGUUUACAUGUAAUCAUUUAUGCAACACUCCUAUGGAAAAUUCAUUAUGCAAAAAAGUAA
Molecule: messenger RNA, 456 nt
Organism: Atta colombica
Lineage: Eukaryota; Metazoa; Arthropoda; Insecta; Hymenoptera; Formicidae
Product: ATP-binding cassette sub-family G member 1-like
Exons: 3
Cellular component (GO): membrane
Molecular function (GO): ABC-type transporter activity
Source: RefSeq, a predicted model, not a curated record